This is a messenger RNA of Syngnathoides biaculeatus (alligator pipefish), 2063 nucleotides long. RefSeq names its product abhydrolase domain containing 3, phospholipase (gene abhd3). Gene Ontology annotation, molecular function: A2-type glycerophospholipase activity; acetylesterase activity; monoacylglycerol lipase activity. Lineage: Eukaryota; Metazoa; Chordata; Actinopteri; Syngnathiformes; Syngnathidae. The record is from RefSeq and is a predicted model, not a curated record. The transcript is spliced from 9 exons. The coding region runs from base 81 to 1346 and encodes 421 amino acids. Gene Ontology annotation, biological process: medium-chain fatty acid catabolic process; medium-chain fatty acid biosynthetic process; phosphatidylcholine metabolic process.
UGUCUCCUUCAGUGCCAGGCAGCACACGCGCGCGCGCAUUGACCGUGGUCUGACCGGCGAUCCGGCCGCUGCCCUUUGCAAUGAUCUCGCCCGAGCUCAAUUUGGACGUUUUGACGCGGGACCUGUCUCAUUAUCUGGAAAACCAAGUGAAAGUUGGUCUGCUGGGCUCGGGAGUGGGACUGUCUCUGGUGCUGGGCUUCAGCGCCGCGUACACCUGCUACUACCUCAUCUCGGUGGCAAAGAAGCCGCAGCUCAUCUCCGGGGGCAAGAAGUUCUACCAGUUCCUACGCGAGCAAUGUCCCAUCGUGUCGGAGACCUACUACCCCACCUUCUGGUGCUGGGAGAGCCGCAUCCAGACUCUGCUCAGACCCUUUGUCACCGCCAAGCCCGGCGUGACCUACAGGAACGAGCUUAUUAAGGCGGCUGACGGAGGACAGAUCUCUUUGGAUUGGUUUGACAACGACGACAGCCUGGCUCAUCCCGACCCGGCCUCCAGACCCACCAUCCUCCUCCUGCCGGGGCUGACCGGCACCAGCCGAGAGUCUUACAUCCUGCAUAUGGUCGAGCAGAGCCGGGAUCUGGGCUACAGAGCCGUGGUUUUCAACAACAGGGGCGUGUCGGGGGAAACUCUGCUGACACCCCGGACCUACUGCGCCGCCAACACGGAGGACCUGGAAACCGUCAUCGAGCACAUCCACACGAGCUACGAGACGGCGCCCAUCAUGGCGGCGGGAGUGUCGAUGGGCGGGAUGAUGCUGGCGAACUACUUGGGGCGCAAGGGCCAGGAGACCUGCCUGAGAGGGGUGGCGGUGUUCUCGGCGGGCUGGGACGUGUUCGAGUGCACGGCGUCGCUGGAGAAGCCGCUGGACCGCUUCCUCUUCAAUUCCUACCUCACCAGCUGCCUGCAAGCUUCGGUGCACAGACAUCGACCAGUGCUCGAAAAGUGUUACGACAUCGACCACGUGAUGAAGUGGCUCGCUAACGCCGUGCCGUCACAGGCCAGGACCAUCCGAGAGUUCGACGAGAGGUUCACGUCCAUCAUGUUCGGCUACGCGACCAACGACGACUACUACCACGACGCCAGCCCUGUCCACAGGCUAAAGUCCGUGCAGGUGCCCAUGCUGUGCCUCAACGCCGCCGACGACGUCUUUUCCCCGUCUCACGCCAUCCCCGUGGAGGCGGUGAAGCAAAACCCCAACCUGGCCAUGCUCAUUACCUGCCACGGCGGCCAUAUUGGCUUCCUGGAGGGCCUGUGGCCGCGGCGGAGCACCUACAUGGACCGCGUCUUCCGGCAGUUCGCCCGGGCCGUCAUCGAGCAGGGGGGCCGCCUCAAAGACCUCUCCUGAGACCGGCCCCGCCCCCUUUUCGUCCUCCGCUGCGUCCUGGCCGUCCUUCCUUCCAUUGACCUGUUUUUUUUUCUUUUUUUUUUUUUUUUUGGGAUCCAUCCCAUUUCUUUCCACAAGCAGAAAAAGAAGAACAUUGCUCCGGUGUGAAGGGCACGUCCUACUGGCUGCGCUCAUUCCAUUUAUUUAUUCCUCGUACGAUCGUCACGUUUGUGACAUUGAAAAAAACAAAAAAAACAAUGUUAAAACGCAAAUAUACGUCCUUUUUCGCAUUAGUCAGUAGGAUGUUAGCCCUCGGGAAUUGAAGUAAAUUAAUUUGAUUUAUUUUUCCUCCCUGUGGAUUAUUUUAAAGUCGCCACUUUCAUUUUUCAGCACUUAGUUUGACCUUUUCGGGGAUUUUUGUCCCCAAACGAGAAGCUAAAGCUAAAAAGACAAGAUUGCUCUGUUUAUGACUGAAUACGCGACUUUAAUUCUAUAAGUGCAUGUCCGCAACAUAUUUUUGCACAAAUAUGUCCGCUGUAUUCUUAAGGAGAAGUCAAAAGGGGUUAAUUAUGAAGAUUUUUCAGCAUUUGAGGUUUUUUUUUGACACAGCUAUAGCCACAAAAAAAAAUCUAAAAUAAAUUAAAAUAUAAAUCCAUAUAUUAAAUUUUCCAUGAUUUAAUUAAAAUGUGCGUGUUUAUUGAUUAUAAAACAAUCAGAUAAUGUACAUUGUAAUUUGUU